Messenger RNA from Brienomyrus brachyistius, 2563 nucleotides. RefSeq names its product replication protein A1 (gene rpa1). Lineage: Eukaryota; Metazoa; Chordata; Actinopteri; Osteoglossiformes; Mormyridae. Gene Ontology annotation, cellular component: nucleus. The record is from RefSeq and is a predicted model, not a curated record. Gene Ontology annotation, molecular function: DNA binding. The transcript has 17 exons. Bases 133 to 1959 code for a protein of 608 amino acids. Gene Ontology annotation, biological process: DNA recombination; DNA replication; DNA repair.
GGACGUUCUCGCGCGUGUGUGGAAGGAAUUUGGCGCCAGUAACGGAACGGCGAGUGGGGAGACGCAGUAGCGAUAUAAACACACGAAAUAGAAAAAUAACCUGGUUGCAGCUGAUCGUUUUUUAAUUCAGACAUGACCGUCAAGCUGUCCGAAGGAGCAAUUGAGGCUCUGUCGAAGGGCAACGCGGUGAACAGCCCGGUGCUGCAGGUCGUGAACAUCCGUAAAAUGGAAGGAGGCAGCGGCCCGCCCCGGAUCCGCGUUAUGUUGAGCGAUGGGCAAUACACCUUGUCCUCCUUCAUGCUGUCCACGCAGCUGAACACCUUGGUUGAUCAGGGCCUGGUGGCACCAAACUGUGUGUGUGUGUUGAAGAAGAGUGUAACCAACGUCCUGAAAGAUGGCAGACGUGUGGUGAUCAUCCUGGACUUGGAGGUGGUGCGGCCGGCUGAGGAAGUGACCGGCAAGAUCGGUGAGCCUGUUCCUUACGUGGAAGGUCAGUCGAAAGCACCAGCACCAUCUGCCCCAAAUCCCCCAGCCCCCCGCGCCCUGCAGCCCCAGAACGGACAUGAUGCUUCUAUGAACAGAGGGUCCAACUCUGGCAAGCUCUUUGGAAAGAAAGCCCCAUCUACCCUCCCCUCCACCCCUGGCGGCUCCUCCAAAGUGGUGCCCAUCGCCAGCCUCAACCCGUACCAGUCCAAGUGGACCAUCCGCGCUCGUGUUACCAAUAAGAGCGGCAUCCGCACUUGGAGCAACUCGCGUGGCGACGGCAGGCUCUUCUCCAUGGAGAUCGUGGAUGAGAGCGGAGAAAUCAGAGUGACAGGUUUUAACCAGGAAGUGGACAAAUUUUACAGCCUCAUUGAGUCUGGCAAGGUGUACUACAUCUCCAAGGGAACCCUGAAGAUCGCCAACAAGCAGUACACAUGCCUGAAGAAUGACUAUGAGAUGACGCUGAAUGGCGAGUCCACUAUCAUCCCAUGUGAUGACGCACAGGAUGUUCCCAUGGUGCAGUGCAACUUUGUAUCCGUCGCUGACCUUGAGACGCGCGACAAGGAUGCCAUCGUGGACGUGAUUGGCGUGUGCCGCAGCGUGGAUGAGGUCACCCGUAUCACCACCAAGGCAAGUCGUGAGGUGUCCAAGCGCACGCUGAACCUGAUGGACAUGUCCGGGAAGGUGGUCUCGGUCACACUCUGGGGUGAAGAGGCAGAGAAGUUUGAUGGCACUGGGCAGCCUAUUCUGGCCAUUAAGGGAGCUCGGCUGUCUGACUUUGGGGGGCGCUCUCUCUCCGCGCUCUUCAGUAGCACAGUCAUGGUCAACCCUGACAUCCCAGAAGCAUACAAGCUCAGAGGAUGGUAUGAUAAGGAGGGCCAUGCUCUGGAUGGGACAUCUGUGACGGAGAUGAGGCCGGGCGCUGGGGGCGGGGGUGCCAACACUAACUGGAAGGCCCUGGCCGACAUCAAGACGGAGCACCUAGGCCAUGGCGAGAAGGCUGAUUACUUCAGUUGUGUUGCCACCAUAGUGUACCUGCGCAAGGAGAACUGUCUCUACCAGGCCUGCCCAUCCCAGGACUGCAACAAGAAGGUGGUGGACCAGCACAAUGGCAUGUACCGCUGUGAGAAGUGCGACAAGGAGUUUCCUGACUUCAAGCACCGCCUCAUCCUCUCGGCCAACAUCGCAGACUUCGGGGAUAACCAGUGGGUGACAUGUUUCCAGGAGAGCGCAGAAGCCAUCCUGGGGCAGAACGCUGCCUACCUGGGCCAGCUCAAGGACUCAAAUGAGAGUGCCUUUGAAGAGGUCUUUCAACAGGCGAACUUCAAAACCUACAUCUUUCGUAACAGAGUGAAGCUGGAGACCUACAACGACGAGUCUCGGAUCAAGGCCACGGUGAUGGAUGUGAAGCCCGUGGACCACAAGGAGUACAGCAAACGGUUGAUUGUGAACAUCAGGAAGCUGGCCGCCCAUUAGGAAUGGCACCCUGCGCUGCCUCGAUAUGGAGAGGGUGCUUGGGGGGGGGGGUGGAUUCCCCAAUUUAUAACAUCGUCAGCCCUUAUCCAACAUUUCUGCAGAGGCACUUCUUGGAUGUUAGGAUGCACUUGUUUCUGGUCAUCGUUUACUUGGCUUUCUCCCAGGAUCUGCGGGAUCGGGGUGCAGUGCGCUUUCCUCUGCUUGCUUAAUCCUCAGCUGUGCAUGUGUUUUUAUAACCCUCUACCCUUCAGCUCCUCCAGUCCCUUUUGGUUUGAAUGCAGGCAGUUUUGUGGAGGAUGAGAGGCUGUUGUUUGGGGAUUGUCUUUGUUAUGGUCUCUGUGUUGACAGACUUCCUGUAAGUCUGUCCCGUGGGGUUUCUCUGUGGUGCCUUAAAGGCACGUCCCGCAGACCCCCUCCCUCGCUUUUGUUUGUCUUCAUGGUUUUGUACCCCGCCCCCCCACUUUUUUUUUUUCUUUUUUUCUUUUUUGUGAAGUUUAAAACUGCUGUAAGCAGUGCUGAGUUACACCAUUACUGAUGGUGGGGCAGGCGGGGUGGGAUUGUGUCAUUACAGGUUUGAAAUAUGAGAAUAAAAUUAGUAACUACA